Molecule: messenger RNA, 2602 nt
Organism: Oncorhynchus keta (chum salmon)
Lineage: Eukaryota; Metazoa; Chordata; Actinopteri; Salmoniformes; Salmonidae
Product: nucleolar and spindle-associated protein 1-like
Exons: 11
Coding region: 150-1502 (450 amino acids)
Biological process (GO): establishment of mitotic spindle localization; mitotic cytokinesis; mitotic chromosome condensation
Cellular component (GO): nucleolus; mitotic spindle; microtubule
Molecular function (GO): microtubule binding
Source: RefSeq, a predicted model, not a curated record
UUUUUUGAAACUUGUAUAUGUUGACCAUAAGGCGCGACAAAAAUACAUAGUUGAUUGUGUUUGUGUGUAACGUUACUCGUUCAAUUUAACGGGAGCUGAUUCAUUGAACGUGUUUCAGUGUUUUGUUUUUCGCUAAAACGAGAAUAAAAAUGGACUUGGAUUCCAUGAAGUAUUCCGAAUUGCGCAGUCUUGCGAAGGAGGUUGGUCUCAAAUCCUCCAAACUGAAGGCUGAUAAGCUUCUGAAGGCGCUCAGGGAGUAUUUCCAACAACACACGCAGGAAGAUGUUGCAGUGGACCAGGGAGGUGAGACUGGUGUUGAUGCACAGGAUAACACGGUUAACAGCAACUCAACUCAGGAUGAAAACAAUUCAGCGCUGGUUGAUGAGCUGUCACCAAAACCUCCAACUCAGGAGUUUGUGACCAAACGUCGUGGUAGAGGGCAACCGAAAAUGAGGAAGGAGCAUGAAGAUGAGGAGGCAGAAUGUGAACCUGCCAAAGCGCCGCUCACCCCGGCUGAGGUGACUGAAUCCAUCAUCGGCAAAGGGAGUUCCAAGAGAAGGAGAGUGUCUGCUGCUAAGGAUUCUGGGGUGGCUGUGCCAGAACCUGAACACAAAGUUGCAGCAGUGAUGUUCGGAGUGGGACAGAAGGUGGGGAAGCCAGUAGGAAAGAUCCCUCGCCACGAGGGGCUCCUGAAGAGGACUAAGUCUAUGUUGAAGCCUACUACACCAAACUUCAGAAAGCUCCACGAGGCCCAUUUCAAGAAGAUGGAGUCCAUUGACUCAUACGUGGACAGGAAGACCAAGAAAAUGGAUUCGUUCCGGAAUUCAGUGAAUGAAUUGAAGAGCUCAACCUCGAGCCGCGUCUCCCUGUUCAGCCCUGCAUCCCAGAAACCAGCUACCGACAGACGUAGACUUACCCAGGUUUCAGCCAGCAAACCAGCUCCUGACAAACGUAGAAUCUCGGCCAGAAAACCCCCCCAGAAGGACACUGUUGUCCCAUUCAGACCCACAGUCUUGUCCACACGCCGGAUCAACGUUCGGUUCUCUCAAGCUACUCAGGAUAAUGAGCACAAGAAGACUAUGGUGAAGACGCCAGCACGCAUGGCACCCCGCGUGGACCUCACUCCUGGGAAAGAGACUACAUUUAGAGGGAAAUCUGAAGUCAACAAGACCGUUGUUCUCUCCAGCGCUAAGACACCAGCGUUUGUGUUUAAUGCAAACACCAGUGUUCUUUCUAACUGUCCCGAAACCAACAAGAAGGCCAACUUUGAUCUGAAGGCCAGUCUCUCGAAGACUCUCACCUAUAAGCCUCAUAAGGGAAAGCUGAAGCCAUUCAUGGUGGCCCAAGAGAACACGGUGGACCAGUCUGUUCCCUCCCACCAGAAGAACUACAAACAGCAUUCGGUUCAGACAAGGGAGGAAAGGAGGACAAAACAGACUGAAGACAGGAAGCAGAAGAAAGAGAAGGUGCUGGGAGCCAGACGAGGCCUCGUCUUGACCUGAUUAUUCUACACUUACUUUUUCUCUUGUGAAGUUUAAACUCUUGUCAUUUCAGACCUGCUGAUUGGUUCCUAUUUCACUUUACCCUUUUCCUCUACUUUGACUUUCAGUUCCAACCUGUUUUUGAUACUUUUUCUCUUGUGAAGUUUAAACUCUUGUCAUUUCAGACCUGCUGAUUGGUUCCUAUUUCACUUUACCCUUUUCCUCUACUUUGACUUUCAGUUCCAACCUGUUUUUGAUUGUUCGAUUUUUUUUUUUUAGAUUCACUUAUAACAACGUUUAAUAAAUGUUUUUAUUAACUUUAGUAUGGUACAAAUAAUGUUUCAUAUUUUGUAUACAUACCUGUGUCGUUUUGUAGACAUUUACGUAACAUUUUGAGUCCCACACGCUUCGAACACACAGACAGUGUCCUUGGUUACUGGCCCCCUGUGCAAAAUGGUACGCAGCAUCAUCUGAUUUAUGUAUGCAACGAAAGGUCAACAUUCUCCUUCUGCUACCAUUUCUGUCGAGCCGUUUACAGCCUACAGUUUGACAAAUCCAACGUACGCACCACACCCAACGCAAUGCUGCAAGACAAACUCAGCUUCUUCAAUGGAAAUCAAUGUAAUUCUGGUGUACCAUAAUGUAAACUGCUGUUGGUGUGAUCGAAGCGUAUUCCCCUCUUCUCUGUGCUGGCUCCUCCCCCUAUGGGAAUCAAACCCACAACCCUGACGUUGUAAGCGCCAUGCUAUACAACUGAGCUACACGGGAAGUUAGACUCUGUAGAAUCACAAGCCUAAAGUACAGCGGGCAUAUGAAUUAGUUUUAUUUGUCUCUUGUGUUUUUAGUGGGAUACAGGCUCUAUUCUGUCGUCAGAGAGCAGCUCUGAACUCUUUAUGCAGCCUCCAGCUCUCAGGUCUUUGUUCAGCCAGCCAGGGAGCGAGCCAGCCAGCCAGCCAGCCAGCUAGGGAGCCAGCCAGCCAGCCAGUCGUAAAUAUUUUGUACAGUUUGGUCAUAUUUGUUAUUCAUGUGAAUUGUAUUAUUAUUAUUUUUUUUAUACCAUUUUGAAUUUAGCUGAUGUAAAGGCAAUGUAAAAUACCAGUAGUAAAAAUGUUUUUCCCAAA